Nasonia vitripennis (jewel wasp) is the source of this 635-nucleotide messenger RNA. RefSeq names its product putative odorant binding protein 24. The record is from RefSeq and is a predicted model, not a curated record. The transcript is spliced from 5 exons. Lineage: Eukaryota; Metazoa; Arthropoda; Insecta; Hymenoptera; Pteromalidae. Gene Ontology annotation, molecular function: odorant binding. Bases 80 to 550 code for a protein of 156 amino acids.
CAUUAUAAAAAGGUUAAAAGCGUAAGUAGUUUAUUUUCCGACUAAAACACCGCUGCAGAGCAUCUUGUUUCUCUUCAUCAUGAAUGCCGCAAUAAUUAUUUUGGCUUUCUGCCUUGCGGGAGCUUUGGCACGGGGCAUCAUAGAUAAGAACGAAUCUGGGGUAGAAGUAAAUGACGCAUGUCUCUUGGAGUACGGAAUUAAUCCAGAUCAAGUUUACAAUGAUGGCUCGGAUGGGUCAGAGGCAGUAACGGCACUAACCGAUGAACAAAUAUAUUGCGUUGCUGCUUGCAUCUACAAAGAUUAUGGAAUUAUGAGACCGAAUGGGACGAUUGAUACCGAAAAAGCAGACUCGUAUUUCGGGGAAGAUGACUCUAGGGAAAGGGAUAUUUUCUUUGCGGUUUACAAUGCAUGCAGUGAGGGACGAGUCGGUUGCAAGUUGGUUCAGUGUAUGUUCAGCGAAUUGAAAAAUCAUUGGGGUAGCUCGACGUCGGAUUCCAAGAAAGAAUUGAAGCCGCUGUUCAAUCGACCAGAUUUUAUUCGGGCGAAUUAAACUAGCAAUUGAUAAUUAUGUUUGAUAUAAUUUAUACUAAUUUUAUAUACGAGAAUAAAGUAACACGAAUUAAAGUAAAAACAUA